Messenger RNA from Synchytrium microbalum, 336 nucleotides. RefSeq lists its product as uncharacterized. Gene Ontology annotation, molecular function: dynein intermediate chain binding. Lineage: Eukaryota; Fungi; Chytridiomycota; Chytridiomycetes; Synchytriales; Synchytriaceae. Gene Ontology annotation, biological process: microtubule-based movement. Bases 1 to 336 code for a protein of 111 amino acids. Gene Ontology annotation, cellular component: cytoplasm; cytoplasmic dynein complex. The transcript has 5 exons. The record is from RefSeq and is a predicted model, not a curated record.
AUGGACGAGAUCAACGAAGAGAAAGCAUUUGUGGCAGAAGACGUUACCAACAUUGUAAAAGAGUCUAUCGAAUCAACGAUACAAAACGCGCCAUACCAUCACGGCAAAGUAUCCCAAUGGAAUAGCAACGUCAUUGAACAAUGUCUCAAGAAAUUAAGUGGCUUGAAUCGACCAUUCAAGUAUAUAGUAACAUGCACGAUAAUGCAGAAAAACGGUGCUGGUCUGCAUGCUGCUUCAUCGUGCUACUGGGAUGCAGCCACUGAUGGAUCUGUCACUUACAAGUACGACUCAAAGACAAUGUAUGUCAUAGUUAAUGUCUUUGGAUUCGCCAUCUGA